Molecule: messenger RNA, 443 nt
Organism: Mobula hypostoma (lesser devil ray)
Lineage: Eukaryota; Metazoa; Chordata; Chondrichthyes; Myliobatiformes; Myliobatidae
Gene: cox19
Product: cytochrome c oxidase assembly protein COX19
Exons: 3
Coding region: 50-337 (95 amino acids)
Biological process (GO): mitochondrial respiratory chain complex IV assembly
Cellular component (GO): mitochondrial intermembrane space
Source: RefSeq, a predicted model, not a curated record
CGCCGACGUCACUGCCUGCGCUUGGCUUUGCUGCGACGCCAUCGUCAAGAUGUCGACCGCCAUGAACUUCAGCGGCAAAAGCUUCAAUCCUCGGCCGCCGGAUCGGGGCGCGUUCCCGCUCGAUCACCUGGGUGAAUGUAAAGCAUUUAAAGAGAAAUUUAUGGAUUGCCUUAAAGAGAGCAAGUUUGACAGCUCUGUGUGCAGAGAGCAAUCAAUGGAAUAUUUGAAAUGCAGAAUGGACAGACAGUUGAUGGCCAAGGAACCUCUGGAGAAACUGGGAUUCAAAGAUCUCGUGGAUGUUCACUCAGUAGAAACAGAUCAGCAGACAAACACCUGACAGGUGUGCAGGGUGUUACAUCUACGAAUUAAACUAAUCUGGGGCUCUAUUCAUACCAAAUGUGUAUAUAUUGUAAAAUAUUUUUUGGUGCAAUAAAUGUGUGAUC